AUGAAGUUUGCUAUCCAACUCUUGCUUAUCGCGCUUCUGGCUUUUUUUGGUGCAGCCGCGACCGUCGACCAGAAGCCUGUCAUCAUCAGCUAUCCCAAGGAUACGCCACAGUCUGUACUCGAUGAAGCAAUGGAAACCAUCAGGAAGGCUGGCGGCGUCAUCACCCACGAGUACAGCAUCAUCAGAGGAUUCGCAGCGAAAGCAUCUACAGAGGCAAUGGAUACGGUCAAGGCCUGGGGCACGAAGCACGACGUGAUCAUCGAGGAGGACCAGGUCAUCACGACGAACAACGACUAG
Molecule: messenger RNA, 297 nt
Organism: Saxophila tyrrhenica
Lineage: Eukaryota; Fungi; Ascomycota; Dothideomycetes; Mycosphaerellales; Extremaceae
Exons: 2
Coding region: 1-297 (98 amino acids)
Biological process (GO): vacuole fusion, non-autophagic
Molecular function (GO): endopeptidase inhibitor activity
Source: RefSeq, a predicted model, not a curated record